This is a messenger RNA of Tachysurus fulvidraco (yellow catfish), 5861 nucleotides long. It is a transcript of the gene rnf217, whose product is annotated as ring finger protein 217. Gene Ontology annotation, biological process: ubiquitin-dependent protein catabolic process; protein polyubiquitination; positive regulation of proteasomal ubiquitin-dependent protein catabolic process. Gene Ontology annotation, molecular function: ubiquitin conjugating enzyme binding; ubiquitin protein ligase activity; zinc ion binding. The transcript is spliced from 6 exons. The record is from RefSeq and is a predicted model, not a curated record. Bases 340 to 1947 code for a protein of 535 amino acids. Gene Ontology annotation, cellular component: ubiquitin ligase complex; cytoplasm. Lineage: Eukaryota; Metazoa; Chordata; Actinopteri; Siluriformes; Bagridae.
CGCUCGUUAUACCGGCUUUACGGUAAAUGUCACCUAGAACUAUAAUAAGGGAGCGUGACGCUUGACAAACUGAUAUACUCUCUCUCUCUGUCUCUCUUUACCUUUCUUUACCAUGACUUAUUAUGGUGCGUUUUGAAUCCCAGUUGGACAGUAAGGUGUGUUUGGUUCAUUUUAAAAGAAAAACGUCGUUUACAAUGGCUAACGGGAGCCAGGAUGAAGCGAACAGGGAUUUGUUUUUGUUUCUUGAGCCGGAAGUGGAAGCUUCAUGGCAGUUGCGCGCUUGUUUAGGAGUUUAAAACAAGGCAAUUUCACAAAUGUGGACUUGUCUGUGUGUCGGGAAUGGGAGAUGAUGUCGGCUGCGUGAAUGUGGCCUCGAAUAAUAUGCUUAGUUUUACUGGAGAAAGCGUCGAUAAUGUCUCGGACGUGGCUGUUGAAGUUGGGACACAAAGCUCUGAUUUUGGAGAGAAAGACGAAGAGACCAAGGAGCCGAGUGUGGACAAUGUCUUGGACUCGCAGUACUACAAAAACGAAAGCAGGGAUAAAGACACGUGUAGAACAACGUCACCGGUAGAAAUCCUGAAGAGAAAUUUUGGAAUACGUAAAACAUCUGUAACUGGUGGUGACGGUAACGUGGAAACCCCGAGAGAGUCGGACAAAGUCGACUCCAUGCUGGAGAACUUGGACCAGAGAAGGAACCGAAGGACACGACUAUAUAGCAACUCUCUACACGACGAAGAGGAAAAUCCCAGAUCAGAAGUCCCAGAUCUCUUAACAUCCUUGGAAUUAGAAGAUCCAGAACUUCAUGUUUCUGGAGGAAACCGUGAUUCCAUAAGCGCAGAUGAACAUCACCGAUCCAAAGAGCACGUCUACUGCACCGUAUACUGUAUAGCCAAUGACAACUACAGGAAACCUUCAGAAACCACACUGUCAUCGGAACAUGGGAGUCCGUCUCAGUCGGAUGUGUAUGUUUUACCUCAUACGGACUCCUCAAAUUCAGAUCCAGAUCCAGAACUUGAUCAUUUUCCAGAGAUGUACACGUUGAGUGACCUUGUAGAACCUCCAAUGUUGAACAAUGUUCUCUACGUGGGUAACGUCCCCUUACAGUGUCGCGUGUGUCUUGUUGUCAGAUCCAUCACUUCCCUGCACUGUUGCAAAAAGCCAGUGUGUGAAGAGUGUAUGAAAACAUACAUCACUUCUCAGGUUGUCUCAGGCCUUGCGGAGAUAGUGUGUCCGAUCCCUGAGUGCAGCGGGUACCUGGCCGAGAGCGUGGUGCUGGCCCACCUGGCCUCUGAGAAUGUGGCGAAGUACAAGUACUUCCUGGAACUUGGCAGACUGGACUCGGGAACUAAGACCUGUCCAAAGUGUAGCUUGUUCACUUCGCUGAAGGGACGCGGAGAGCCAACGCACAGCAAAGUUGAGCCCAAGUUCAAGAUCCAGUGCAGUAAGUGCGAGUUGGUGUGGUGUUUUAGAUGCCAUGCACCUUGGCAUGAGGGUUUGAAGUGCCGCGAGUACAGGAAGGGAGACAAGCUGCUGCAUAACUGGGCCAGCAUUAUCGAGCACGGACAGAGGAACGCCCAGAAAUGCCCACGCUGCAAGGUCCAUAUCCAGAGAGUGGAUGGGUGCGAUCACAUGACUUGCAGGCAGUGCAACACCAACUUCUGUUACCGCUGUGGUGAGAAAUAUCGGCAGCUGCGCUUUUUCGGAGAUCACACCUCCAACCUGAGCGUGUUCGGCUGCAAGUACCGCUAUCUGCCCGAGAAACCGCAUCUGCGUCGCUUCAUCCGUGGAUCGGUGUGCGCAGGUAAAGUGCUGGUGGCACCGGUGCUCAUUGUGCUUGUGGUGGUGAUCGGAGCCUUGGCUCUGGUUAUAGGUCUGGUCGCAUUCCCCAUUUACUACAUCUGUAAGAAGAAUAAACACCCUAAUGGCAUGGGACGCUGGCUGUGCUAAGACUGCGCUUCUCUCACACACACUCACAUGCGCACUACACACUGAUAUGGAUGAUGGUCAAGUGAAUGCUCUGUUGUUUUCCUUUACCUCCAACAUGGUUGGCUUCUCCAUCAAGGAUUUUCACAGCACAACAGCGUAUGUGAGAGUUCAUCCAGUUUACACACUUUCCUGUAGACGGAAUUGGCGCUUCAUGUGCGAGUCGUUUGUUCUUUUUACCACAUAGAAUGCUUUUAUCUGGAUGUUUCAAGUGAUUAUUUAGGGGCAAUGAGGGUGAUGGAUAUGUCAAUGGGUAUUCAGUUCAUACACACACACCCUGACCCAGCAUGUUGCACUGCAUCUCUACUGGAAUUUUGCACCCUCAUCAAAAGUAAGUGUGUGUGUGUGUGUGUGUGUGUGUGUGUGUGUGUGUGUGUGUGUGUGUGUGUGUGUGUGUGUGUGUGUGUGUGUGUGUGUGUGUGUGUGUGUGUGUGUGUGUGUGUGUGUGUGUGCAUUUAUUCGUUCGUUCCCGCACUGAAGACAACAGCCGCUGCAGAUUAGCCAGGGAUCUAUGCCAAAUUCGGAUGCUGAGCAGACUUAAUGCCAGGGAGAUUAUCACCAUGCCAUUUGUAUCAGUCCUGAUGCCUUGUUUACCCCUCACAACAUGCACCAUGUAUCUGCAGAUCCAUAUCCAAACUUGCCUGUGCUAUUACACUUGGUAUUUAUAUGUAUUCAGUGUUGGAGGUGCGAGGUGUAAUUGGGAGGCAGUUAGAGGUGACGUUAUACUCGCUUUUCUUUAGCCAGCAGGGGUGCCAAUAUUUAUGGUUUAGUUGCAUGUUUGCAGGGGAUACAUGAAAAGUUUGGUUUUCUGCUUUUUUUUUUUUUGAGCUAAACUAGUUAUCAGGUUAAACAGACAGUUCACUGAAGGGGAAAGGACACAGGAUGUGGAAAAUCCAUGACCUCGAAACAAGAGGGCGAGGUUUGUAGUCUCUGAUCAGUAAAAGCAUAAGUGCUGUUUAUCGUUUAUGCUGUUGACAUUGAGCCACCCCAUCUGUCGUCACGCUGCAUUUUCAUUUUUAGCAUUUUAAAAUGCCUGUGAUGCAGUUCUGCAGUAAACAGUUGCCACUUCGUUCAAUGCUUGUUUAUCACAUCAGGUAGAUACGAUUGGAAAAAUUGCUGUAGUGUGUAGACAAAUGUGGGUAUAAGGAUAGCCAUUAUAUUUAAUAUUUAUAUUUUACAUUUUUCAUGUAAAUGAGAGCAAAUCAGUUUGUCGUAUAUGUGUUGCAAUGGCGUUUGAUUUAAUUCUUAAAAAUUUUGAUUUAAGAAAAAAAACAGCAUUACAUGCAAAGGAGAGAGCUUUCAGAACUAAUAUAUAUACGUAUAUACAUAUAUAUGCAUGUAUAUACGUGUAUAUAUAUAUGUGUGUGUGUGUGUGUGUGUGUGUGUAAGUAAAUAUAUAUUUAUAUAUAAAUUUGAUUAAAAAAAUGUAGGGUUUUCCUAAAAUGCCACACAAAGCGUUCUGAAAGCUGAACUGAAAAUACUGGCACCUUUAAUCAGAUCUGGUGAUAAGUUAAAAAAAAAAAAAAAAAGCACUGUAUUGGUGUGAAUACAUGUAAAUAUCCAUACCUGGGGCUUCACACCCAAAGGAUGCCACAAACCCACUAAAUCUAGGUCAUGAUGUACUGUAUGUUUUUCCAGUGAUCAUAAAAUCGCAAGUUAAUAUGAAGUGUAAACGAGGCCUGAUGUUCACACGGCGAACAUCUGAAGGCACAUCUGUAUUCUCCAGUACAGUUGAAGUAAAAAUUCUACAUCCAAAAAAAAAAAAGAUGAAACCAAGAUAAAUGAUGUCAGAACUUUUUCCACCCGCACUGUGGAAUUACAAAAUAAAGGGGAAACCAUCCAGGAACAUUUUAGGAAACAAACUAGGGGACUAUAAUGUGGUUGCAUAAGUAUUGCUGUCUCUUAACCAAUACUCUAUUGAAGCACCUUCUGAUUUUAUUACACUACUCAGGGUUUUUGUGUAAGAGGCUAUCAGCACGGCACAUUGCAACUUGGCAAAUAUUUUCCCACACUUUCUGCACAAAUAUUUAAGAACCUUUCAAUUGUACAGACAGCUUCAUGUCUGAGCUCUGACUAAUCUGGAUCUUCUCUUGAUUAAGCUGUUCCUUUGUUGAUUUAGAUGCUUCAGGUCGUUGUGGUGCAGAAAGGCGAAAUUCCUUUUCAGCUUACUAGCAAACACCUGAAACGUUUGGACUAAAAUCGACUGUUAUGAUUGUUUCUACCUUCAUAAUAGUCCCAGUUCUGGUUGAAGAAAAGCAGCAGUGAAGCAUAAUGCUACCACCACCACCAUACUUCACUGUGGGUAGGGUGGUUUUUUUUGGGUUUGUUUUUUUUUUCCCCCACAAACAUACCUUUUGGAAUUGGUCUCAUCAGACCGUAACACACUUUGCCACAUGGACUGGAGUAACCUAGUUAAGCCUGGAUGUUUUUUCCUCUAACUGUCCUACACCAUGGCCCAGUCAUGAAGAAAAGGAGAGAUUGUUGAGAGUAAUCAGCAUAUGUCUGAUAUUCCUGCAGCUCCUUUAAUGUUGCUGUAGGUCUCUUGGUAGCCUCUCUGGUUUAUUUUAGUCUUGUCCUCAGGACAUCCUGUUCUUAGUGAUGUCUCUGUUGUGAGACAUUUGUCUUUAUUUGUUCAGGAUGGGCUUUGCAGUGCUUCCAAGGUACAUCUCAUUUUUUUACCCCUCUCCUCUCCCAUCAACACCUACACUAAUCUUUAUGUUUUUAAACAGAAUCAUCUCACUGAUGACAGCUUAUUUUGUACAUUCAUACUGAUGGUGAAAAAAGUUCUGACUUGUUUCUUUACAUCACAAAUUCCAGACAUUUUCACAGGGGUGUGUAGACUUUUCAAAAUCCAUUGUAUAUCUGUUUAUUCCCAGGUUCAUCCUAUAGAAGUGAACCUCCAGUAUAUUUGCACAUGUGUUCCGUAUCUGAACUUUGACACCAGUGACGUCCGUUGAAUCAUUAAUGAUGAGCGGCUGAUAUAACGGCGAUGAAUAUCACAGACUCAUAUCCAGUGUUGUAUAAUACGCUCACAUGUUUGUUACAAACAUUGACUCGAGAAAGGCACGGUGUCUGAGGCGGACGAGGCGCUCGUACCACAGCUUACCUACAGAGUUUCGGUGAUGACAAUCACACGUUUCCAUCUAACAUACGAUCAGGCUGGAGAUUUUCACGGCACUUUUAUUCUCAGGGAGUGCAUUCGGACAUUCACACACAACUCUUUCACUCCUGCAAUGGUGUUUGUCAGAUCACAGCCUUGCUCUCGCAUCGAGAAUCAGAAACAAGGAAAAGGUCCAUGGACAUUUAUUUGAGACCUGCUGUUGCACUCUGCUGUGAGCCAAAGGCCCUGACUGGGUCACUUUCAGUGGUAUUACUGAUGUAUUUCUGAUGUAUCUUUUAUCCUUUUGUGCCUUUUAAUAUGCUGUAAAUGGGAUUGUUUUAGAGGGAUUUUUUUUUUUAAAACUUAUUUGAAUUCUGAGUCGCAUUUAAGUCAUGAGUGCAUGCACACUUUCCAAAUGAUCCUGUGGUACAUGUAUGAGACCACCGCACAAUCCAUUUUUUUUUAAUAAUUAACAAUUUUGGUAUGGAUACACCUUAUAUGUAUGUAUGUUUUUUUUCUUCUUGAUUUUGUUUUGUACCUCCCCAAAUCCUCUUACAAUGCUUAAUCUUGUACGCUGCUGCACUUUAUGUUCAGAGUCUGAUGUGUCGGUCAACUCCGGCAGACCAUGGUUACUACGUGGAAUUAAAAGGACCGGGGUGAAAUACAAAGAUUUGUUUAUUAAUCUUGACGGUGUAAUAAUAGUGACCCAAAUAUCUGGUUUUGGCCUUAAUGCUAAUAAUUAAAAAGACACAAUGCAACAAACACUGCAAGUAGAACA